Molecule: messenger RNA, 5051 nt
Organism: Cynocephalus volans (Philippine flying lemur)
Lineage: Eukaryota; Metazoa; Chordata; Mammalia; Dermoptera; Cynocephalidae
Gene: H6PD
Product: hexose-6-phosphate dehydrogenase/glucose 1-dehydrogenase
Exons: 5
Coding region: 303-2705 (800 amino acids)
Biological process (GO): pentose-phosphate shunt; glucose metabolic process; pentose-phosphate shunt, oxidative branch
Cellular component (GO): endoplasmic reticulum
Molecular function (GO): glucose-6-phosphate dehydrogenase activity; 6-phosphogluconolactonase activity; NADP binding
Source: RefSeq, a predicted model, not a curated record
GCGCGCGCGCCCCCGCCCCAGGCCCACUGCGCGUGCUUCCGGUCAGGCGAGGCCUCGGGGCCUGAGGCCUGGCCAGGGCGCCCUCGCCUCCCGCCGCCCUGGCUCCGCAGGCGAAAUCCAAGUGGCCGCCGCGCGUGACGCGCGCGCCUGUCGGGGCGGCUGGCCCCGCCGAAGAGGUGGCGCGGGCCGGGGUCGCAGCGCCGCGCCGGGAAGCCCCUUGCAGCCGGCGGGGCCUGGCCUGAGCGCGGUCCGCAGCGCCUCCCCGGCCAUUUCCCCGAGGAGCGGCGGCUCUGACGAGCGCUAUGAAGCACCUUAGGCACCCAGGUAUUUGGAAGAUGCUCACAGUGACAAUGUGCAUGGUCCUUCUGGGCUGCCUACAGGCCCACAAGCUCCAGGGACAUGUCUCCAUAAUCCUGCUGGGAGCAACUGGGGACCUGGCUAAGAAGUACUUAUGGCAGGGACUAUUUCAGCUAUAUCUGGAUGAGGCGGGGAAGGGCCACAGUUUUAGCUUCCAUGGGGCUGCUCUGAUGGCCCCCAAGCAGGGCCAAGAGCUCAUGGCCAAGGCCCAGGAAUCUCUCUCCUGCCCCAAAGACAUGGCACCUGGUGACUGUGCUGAACUCAAGGAUCAGUUCCUGCGGCUGAGCCAGUACCACCAGCUGAAGACAAUUGAGGACUAUCAGGCUCUCAGCAGGGACAUCGAGGCACAGGUCCAGCAUGAAGGCCUCCGGGAGGCUGGUAGGAUUUUCUACUUCUCGGUGCCGUCCUUUACCUACACAGACAUUGCCCGCAACAUCAACAGCAGCUGUCGUCCGGGCCCAGGUGCCUGGCUGCGGGUCGUCCUUGAGAAACCCUUUGGCCACGACCACCUCUCAGCCGAGCAGCUGGCCACAGAACUUGGGAGCUUUUUCCAAGAGGAGGAGAUGUACCGGAUAGACCAUUACCUGGGCAAGCAGGCUGUGGCUCAGAUCCUGUCUUUCCGAGACCAGAACCGCCAGGCCUUGGAGGGCAUCUGGAACCGGCACCAUGUGGAGCGGGUGGAGAUCAUCAUGAAGGAGACUGUGGAUGCCGCAGGUCGCACUGGCUUCUAUGAGGAGUAUGGCGUCAUUCGCGACAUCCUCCAGAACCACCUGACAGAGAUCCUCACCCUUGUGGCCAUGGAGCUGCCACACAAUGUCAGUGACUCCACAGCAGUGCUACAGCAGAAGCUGCAGGCCUUCCAGGCCCUGCGGGUCCUGCAGAGGGGCAGUGCCGUGGUGGGCCAGUACCAGGCGUACAGCGAGCAAGUGCGCACAGAGCAGCAGAAACCAGACGGCUUCCGCAGCCUGACGCCAACCUUCGCAGGCAUCCUCGUCCACGUCGACAGCCUGCGCUGGGAGGGCGUUCCCUUCAUCCUCAUGUCUGGCAAAGCCAUGGAUGAGAGGGUGGGCUACGUCCGCAUCUUGUUCAAGAACCGGGCAUAUUGUGCACAGAACGAAAAGCAUUGGGACCCAGUGCAGAGCCAGUGCCUGCCUCGACAGAUCAUCUUCUACAUUGGACACGGUGAGCUGGGAAGCCCUGCCAUGCUGGUCAGCCGGAGCCUGUUCAAGCCCUCCCUGUCCCCCCAGAGCUGGAAGGAAAUGGAGGCCCGGCCUGGGCUCCGCCUUUUCGGCCGCCCUCUGUCUGAUUACUAUGCUUACAGCCCCGUGCAGGAGCAGGAGGCCUACUCCAUACUCUUAUCUCAUAUCUUCCACUGCCAAAAGGGUUCCUUCAUCACCACAGAGAACUUGCUGGCCUCCUGGGUCUUCUGGACCCCCUUGCUGGACAGCCUGGCACACGAGGUCCCACGCCUCUACCCAGGAGGGGCCGAAAAUGGCCAUCUGUUGGACUUCGAAUUCAGUGGCGGCCAGUUGUCCUUUUCCCAGCCUCAGCCGGAACAGCUGGUGCCAGGACCAGGAACCACCCCAAUGCCCAGUGACUUCCAGGUUCUCGGGGCCAAGUUCCGAGAGAGCCCCCUGGUUGCAGCCUGGCCUGAGGAGCUCAUCUCUAAGCUGGCCAAUGACAUUGAAGCCACAGCAGUGCGAGCGGUGCGGCGCUUUGGCCAGUUCCACCUGGCGCUCUCGGGUGGCUCAAGCCCCAUAGCCCUGUUCCAGCAGCUGGUCAUGGGGCACUACGGCUUCCCCUGGGCCCACACACACGUGUGGCUGGUCGAUGAGCGCUGCGUCCCGCUCUCGGAUCCGGAGUCAAACUUCCAGGGCCUGCAGGCUCACCUGUUGCAGCAUGUCCGGGUCCCAUACUACAAUAUCCACCCCAUGCCUGUGCACCUGCACCAGCGUCUCUGUGCGGAGGAGGACCAGGGUGCCCAGGUCUAUGCCCGGGAGAUCUCUGCUCUGGUGGCCAACAGCAGCUUUGACCUGGUGCUGCUGGGCAUGGGCACCGAUGGGCACACGGCCUCCCUCUUCCCUCAGUCACCCACCGGCCUGGACGGCGAGCAGCUGGUAGUGCUGACCAGGAGCCCCUCCAGGCCGCACCACCGCAUGAGCCUCAGCCUGCCCCUCAUCAACCGGGCCAGGAAGGUGGCAGUCCUGGUCAUGGGCAGGAUGAAGCGUGAGAUUACCCUGCUGGUGAGCCGUGUGGGCCAUGAGCCCAAGAAGUGGCCCAUCUCAGGCGUCCUGCCCAGCUCUGGCCAGCUGGUCUGGUACAUGGACUACGAGGCAUUUCUGGGGUGAUGGCACCUCGCCCUUUGCUGACCCAUGCUUUCUCUCACCUGUCUCCCUCCCUCUCCUGAUCCCACCCCUGGCCCAGCGUGCCCUGCCUCUCGAAUCUGAUGCCCCAGUGUCAGGUCCUAGAGAGGGAAGGACGAGGCCCUGCCCCAGUACCUUUGGCCAUCAUUCUGUCUAGUUUUGGGUGGAUGCAGAAACAAGGAAGAAAUGGAAUCUCUGCUCUCAAGAAGCUUCAAAUCCAGGCCAGGAAAGAAACCUUAAGAAGAGACCUACAUUAGUUACACAUUAAUAUCAACCAGAACAAAAUAAGGUGGUGUGAAAGCUCCCAAAUUCAGAAGAAGGAACAUGAUGGGCUGAGGUUAAUCAGGACAAGCUUUCUGGGGAGGCGAUCCUUGAACUGGCUCCCAUGGAACACAAGAGCACGACUGGUGGAGAGAAGGGCGCAGAGGCACCCAUGGGAGUGCAGUGCCCAGAGCAGAGCAGGGAAGCUGGGAACCAUCCAGAGACCUUGAGCCAGCUGAGUACCUGCUUCCCCCAGCUGUCCCUCUGUCCAGAGCCUCUGCACAUUCAGUCCUGUCCUCUCCUCUUCGCAGCUGCCUCCUGCCCCCUCCCUGGGUCCUCUCUCCUCACCCCAGCUGUGGAGUAGGAUUCCCAGUCCCCUCCCUGUUUCUUUCCUUCCUCUCAGGCUCUCCAUUUAUAGAGAUGAGGGAUGAUGACAGGGACACAGCAACAAAUACCAGAAUGUUAAGAAGGUCCCAGAAGUCCUCAGACAUCCUCAGUGGACAGGCUGCUGUGCACAGGAAGCUGGGGGUCUGGUCCUCAGGGAGGACCCCGCCCUCUGCCUGCAUUCCUCUCUAGCCGGUCUCCCUCCACAAAACAUGCUGGGGAGAGGUGAUCAGGUGACUCCAGGGGCCCCUAAUAUAAAAGGGUCAUUUACGUCUCAGAGGACUCCCAGGUGGGUAUUUCCACUCUCGGUGGCCUCUCUUGUUUCACCAGGAAAGAUGCAGUUCAAUCAUUCACUGAUGGUGACAAAUCCUUUGGGGGGAGAGAUGUGACAUCAGAUGACACUAGCCCAUCCAGGCAGCUCUGAUCUGCCCAGACAGGAGUUAGGCUUCCAGGCAGGGUAGCUCAGCUCACAGGCAGUGCUGGCUGCCCCCAAGCUUCUCAGGAGCUUGUGGCCUAUUCGCAGGGCCACGCAGGACAGGCGGCAACCAGCCCUUGUCAUACUACCUCUGGCGGCCACAAGCUUGCCACUUCUCUCUCCACCACUGACUGCCUGAAACCUGGGGGAGUAAACAGGCAGCUCCCCUGUACACACAGGUUGGCACUCUGCUCCUGAGAAGCCAUGGGCUUGUGAUGCCUGUUUCUCUGAAACCCCAAGGGAGUCACUGAAAUUCUCAAAAAAAAAAAAAAAAAAAAAUUCCCAGGACACAUGUAAUGUUUGCUUCACCUUCCCACAGUCAUGCCCUCAAGCUAUGACUCAGAAGGACUAAGGUAGAUUUUUCUGUGCGACAUACCCCCACCUUUAGUCACACUUUGUAUUGGGCAAGUACAAAGUUUCAGUGUCAUACAGAAUUUUCCAAGAGAGGGCCUUUUUCAGGAGGAACAUUAUGAAAUGUUUCUCUUGAUCGUUUAUACUUUCUUCAAGGCUACGGAUUUACCAUAAUCUCACUUUCAUUUGAGAGGGGCGCACGGAAAUGGUGCCGGAGCCGGGGCUUCCGUGAGAGGUGCUCUUGUUGACAGGCUGCUUACCCUGGCCUCCAGCGAGCCGGUCCAGACACACGUCUCUCUUUAGACCAAGAGAGCUGCCCUGGCAGGACAGCGCCAUAGUGCCCGGGUGGCGCAUUUGCUCCCCUCUACAUCUGGCAAGCUGUGCUCCACCGUGGUUGCCCUCGAAGUUCCACCUCUGGCCACAUGGGGGUGCCCGCGCACCAUCAUGGCCUCCACUAUCUGACUGCAGUGGCCUCCCCUGGCGGCAGGUUCCUAGGCCGUGUUUCUUUAGAUUUCCAUCAUCUGCCUCCCCGCGUGCUGGUCCCAGCACUCCCCCAUCUGUUCUUUAGGAAGUUACUCCUGUGUGGUUGUAACAGCAGAGAGGAAGGGGCCUUCACAUGCCCGAGUAUCACUCCAGGAUAAAGGGCACACGGCCUCUUAGGUCACCAUUUCUGAAUAAUAGUGAGUCACUGCCGGGCCUGAGCCGAGAAUGUCCUGAUCUUACUCAGAGCAAUGACUUGCUUGAGAACGUGCCUUUAUCUGUGGAGAGUGCCUGCAUGGGAGCGGGGUGGAGGCACAAAUGCCAAAGGCUUCCUUCCCAGAACCAAGUGCUUCCUUAAAAUCAUGAUGGAAAAAUCUAAA